Molecule: messenger RNA, 732 nt
Organism: Capsella rubella
Lineage: Eukaryota; Viridiplantae; Streptophyta; Magnoliopsida; Brassicales; Brassicaceae
Product: transcription factor MYB56
Exons: 4
Coding region: 1-732 (243 amino acids)
Biological process (GO): regulation of DNA-templated transcription
Cellular component (GO): nucleus
Molecular function (GO): RNA polymerase II cis-regulatory region sequence-specific DNA binding; DNA-binding transcription factor activity, RNA polymerase II-specific
Source: RefSeq, a predicted model, not a curated record
AUGGAAUCUACUCAAUCCGCUCUCAAGAGUCCAUCCAAUGAGGUUGGAGAAAGCAAUGCAUCAUUGGAAAGGAUGAAUCGUGAGGAGAAGAACAAGGAGAAAGUGAUUUCGUUUAGAGACUUUUGGACGUCUUCAGAGGAUAUGAAACUCAGGGAGCUUGUUGCUGAAUAUGGUCCUCGAACCUGGACAAAGAUUGCAGAAAAAAUACAAGGACGAUCAGCUAAGACAUGUAGAGCAAGGUGGUUUCGUCAUCUUGACCCAGCGAUUAGUAAGAAAGCUUUCACUGACAAAGAAGAAGCGAUACUACUUGACGGUUAUGCAAAACAUGGUAACAAGUGGACUUUGAUCGCUAAGCAUCUCCCUGGAAGAACUGAUGAAGCAGUGGUAAACAAUUGGACGAGACUCAUGAAAAAAAAGAAUAGGAAGCCGAAGCAAUCUGCUUCUCCUCUUGAAGUCACUACAAACGUCGACACAACAGAAGAUAGUGCAAGUGAACUCACAGAUCAAGCAAUGCAAUACUCAUCAGCUCUUCAUUAUGGCUUACCUAUCAUGUAUGCAGUUCCCUUGGCAAUGGCUGCACCACAUGUGUCCAUGGCCAUUUUCCAACCAUCAUCAUCAUCAAAUGCAGUUGAUACAAUGGAGACCGAACACAUCGAGACCAAGAUACCACCGAAGUUUAUCGAUUUUCUCGGAGUUGAAGAGAGUGUUAAAGUCAAAGAGGAAACAGCAUGA